AUGGUCUAGUUUAUAAUAAGCUUUCUCAAAAUAAAACGCAGUGGAAUAGCUGCCCUGAAAUAGCUGAAUCUGGCUUGUGGUCAUGUCGUCAGGGCGAGUUCACUUUUAGGUACGGGAAAUGAGCGCGCGGAGCCACUACGUUCGUUUGUGUUCCCUCUCGUUUCCUGAGUGAGACAAACAAAAAGAGAAGUACAAAACAGGAAUAUUUUCAUUCCACUUUCCAGAUUUAGCAUCAACACCAUUUCACUUCUCCGCUGGUUGGCAUGGUCCGAAGUAGAGAAAUGUUCUACGUAUUUUUAAUACUUGACAAUAUCAGCUACAAGUGUUGUGCGUUCCGUUGUUUGUAAAGUAAUUUGGAAAGUGACCCGACCGAACGUGAUAUGUUAUGUGAAAAAUUCUUAAAUCAAGUAUGACAGUUGUGGAUGAAUAUUAGGCAGUUGUUCAUUUCAGUGACUUGAAAUGUUCCGAAAAUAAGCAUCAACCGGCAAGACCUCAAGAUGGCUGCCGAUACUUCGCGCGCUUCUGGAAACGUAAUUUUCGACGUUCGGGAUAAGAAAUGUAAGCAAUAGACAUCAGACAAGGAACACGUACACUCUGUGGAAGAUGUGUUAACCACAUAUACAACUGGAUCCUUCAAAAUGGGCAGCAGUUGCUCUUCGGGGCAAGCUCACAAGGACAGAGACAGCGUGUCCACCAGAUCCGAGGAAUCUAUUGCGUGCUGCAGAUCUCCUAGCUACCAGGUGUCAGGCAAGAAAUCCUGCCAGCAACAACAGGAAGCAGACGGGAAGGGAAGGAAGCAGCAGCAACAUGGGAAUCACAGCACAAGCCCACCACAACAGCCACAUUCGGGGGUCAUUUUGGAGGCUUCCACUGUUGCUGCUACAGUUCAGCAGCAACUGCGUGGGAAUGCUGGAGGGGGCGGAGUCCAAAUUGAAAGUGUAUCCACUCCAUCAGCUGUGGUUUUAGAGAGGAAACCCACCAAGGAUGGAUUGACUAAAGUGAGAAAUAUUGCCACCUCUAGUAUAUCAGCUGAUUCUAUGUCUCUGUCAUCUCCUCCUGGAACAUCAGUACAAAGCCCACGAGAUUUUGAUAAAUGCGAAACACCACUUCCACAAGAAGUACAGCAGUUACCAGAGAAUCUGCAGAACUUGUUAAUGGGAAGAAUUGCAUCUGCUCGGACUACCACCAAGACUCGUAAAAUUGUCAUCUAUGUCUGUGCUGCUGAUUCACAAGAUUGCUGUAUUGAAAAGGGAGCACUGCACAACACCAUGUACCCAGAACUUCGUGAUUACUGCCGCAGCCGAGGUUAUGAGCUUCACAUUGUUGACCUGCACUGGAAAACAGGUUUAGAGAAGCAGCAAGACCAUGAGUUUCCUGAACUGUGUCUUGGAGAACUGUCACGGCAAAUAGAAGUAGCCUAUGUGAUUCCAGUACUAUUUUUGAGUAAUUCUCUUGGUACACCACUUUUGCCAAAAACAAUUGAGAAUCAAGAUUUUGAAAUGGCACUUAGCAUUGCUGACAACAAGGAGCUAUUGCAGAAAUGGUAUCAGCUGGAUGGUCAUGCUCAACCACCUUGCUAUAGACUGCAGCCUAUUGCCAGUCACAUUCCAGGAUUUAAGGAAGAUUCACCAGAGGAGAAGGAGAGAGCACUGAGUGAAUGGCGUUCAGAAAUAGAACGAACACUUGAUGUUAUGGUGAACGUUUUCUCACAGGAACUAAGGGACACUUACCUCACCACUGUAGUGGAACAAGAGGUGCAUAACACAGUAUGCAUGAGUCAGGAGCUUGCUCGCAGAUGUUUGUGGCUCUAUCGAGCUUGUGCGCCAACUGGCAGCCAAUCACAAGAUCCUCCUUCACCUGGUGAAACAGAGCUCAGACGCAGACUGGAAGCGCUGCACAAAGAUCUCAAGACUCAACUAAAUGAAAAACACAUCCUGCGUAUACCAGUUCGCUGGGUUGAAGGGGGUUUGAACCUUGAUCUUCCAGAUCAUGCACAGUAUGUUACAGAAGUCACGUCACAAUUAGGUAAACAUCUUCGGGCUCUGGUGGACAACAUCAUAGAAGAGGAUCAAGCCAAAAGUGUGUUGAAGUCAAGUUAUGGGAUUGACAGCAGAUUGUUCCAAGAGCUGAUGGAGCAGACAAGUUUCUGUCAGAGAGCAGCACAGUGUAGCAUCAACAGGGAGGCUGUUCUGCAGGAAAUUAAAAGCUAUGUGAUAGGAGAAUCCCAGCAUCCAUUAGUAGUACAUGGGCCUCAAGGUUGUGGGAAAACCACUCUGAUAGCCAGAGCUGCCCAGUGCUGUCACACAUGGCAACCUGAAGCACUUCUUCUUCUAAGAUUUGUUUCUGUAUCAGCCCAGAGUCACACUACAGAGCAAUUAUUAAGAACUAUUUUGGACCAAUGCUCAGUUUUGACAUAUGGACAGCAAUCAUGGGCUGUACAUAACAUACAGAGCUAUACAGAAUUGCUGCCACGUUUGCUGGCCGCAUCUUGUCUCCAUCGUCCUCAGAUCAUCAUGAUUGAUGGUAUAGAUCAGGUGAAGGAGUACGGAACACAGAAUCUGGAUUGGCUGCCAGUUAAACUCCCUGAAAACGUAAAAAUUAUUUUCUCAGUGGCUGAUGACAGCCAUGUAUUUGCUGAGAUUAAGAAGAAAAUUACAGAUUCAGCCGCUCUUAUAGCAAUGCCUGCCCUAGGUAAGUUGGAGGCCGAGUCAAUUCUGAUGGCAUCUGUGAUGCAGUACAAUCACAGUGUAAGCAGCCGUGUCCAGGACUGUGUACGCUCCUCAGUUCAAGAUUGUACUUUCCCCCUGUAUGUGAAGGUUCUGGCAUGGCAGACAUCCUGGUGGACAGAUAAAGACCAUGACAUUGUGCCAAAGGGAAAUAUUAUGGACCAACUUCAUCUUAUGCUGGAAGAGUUGGAAGUCAUUCUGGGCAAGGAAAGGGUGGAACAUGCUCUGGCAUUGGUUACAGCAACAAAAACUGGACUCAGUGAUUCAGAGAUGUUGGACCUGCUUUCUCAUGAUUCAGCCUUCCACAGCCAAGCUACUUAUGUUUUGUGGGCACCCGGAUGCUUAUUCUGGGCCAGACUCAACAAGUACCUAGCCCCAUUUCUGCUCUGGUCAAGUGUAGAUGGCCCAAGCACAUUACAUUGGCGGGAUGAUAUGCUGUACAAUGCAGUGAAGCAGAAAUACCUUGGGGACCAAAAGAGAAGGCAGUGGGCUCAUCAGACACUUGUUCAUUAUUAUCAGGGGAAAUGGGCAGAUGAACUGCCUCCUGGGAUGACUGGUCGACAUCUACCACAGCCUGACAAAAUCAACAUGUGCUAUAACAGAAGAAAGCUGGAUGAACUCCCCUUCCAGGUGUUUCAGCUUAGGGGUUCAAUACUGAAGGAGUUCCUUUACAACCAUUCCUGGUUGUAUGUCAAACUUUGCGGCUCUGAUGUGUACCAUGUAUUAGAGGACAUUACUCUAGAAGAGAGAUCUUUGACCACUAAUAAAGGACAAGAAAAGGACCUCCUCUUCCUUAAAAAGUGUCUUGAAGAAAGUUCUUGUGCAUUGGCAUAUGAUGGCAGGCAGUUUUACUCUCAGAUGUAUGGCCACUUAUCUGCUAUAUAUGGUUCUCGUGGAAGUAAGACACAUGAUUUAAAAAAGAAACCUUCCUCAGCAGAACCAAAUUGGGAGUCUCCUGAAGGUUACAAAUAUGUGAAGGAACUGUAUGAGGUUUGUUGUGAUCCUCCUGUCCUUUCCCUCUUGCCUCUUCAGCUGCUGGUCAGUGGAAGUUCAGAAGCUGAGGGAGAGAAAAAUGUGAUGGAUAAGUUGUCAGUUUCUGCCGCAGCUAUUGGUAGUGGUGGUGCAGUUGAAGUAGAAGACUUAGAGCAGUUGUGUCAGUUUGACAUGAUCACACGGCUAGUGGAUAAUCCUGAUUUUGUUGUCACUGUGUCAACGGAACGGGAAGAAAUUUCUGUGUGGGACGUCCAUGAUGCCAUCCCUGUAAGAACUCUUACUGGAGUAACACAUCCCAUCAAUCUCAAGACCAUUGAUGAUACAAGGUGUGUGGUCCUGUGUCGAAGAGAACUUCGAAUCUAUGACUUGGAUUCAGGAAAAUUUGUAACAAGACUGAAGGGUGUCAUGAAUCAGAAGAUGCCCUACUAUGGGCUCCAUGAUCGAGCUCAUCUGGUAGCACUUUCGCGUAAUCGGAUGUAUGUGAACCUAAUGAACUUGGAGAGUGGAGACUGUGUAACAACAUUCAAGGCAGGAGAGGACCGGUUCCUAAAUUCCUUGCUUGUUUCUGGUGAUGGCAGAGUGUUGGUGUGUGGGGAUGAAACUCAGAAACCAUUUCCUCUGCUGGUAUGGAAUUUGGCAUCUAGAAAACUGCUGUAUGACUUAAGAAUCCCUCAUCAUGACUUUGUCACAAGUCUGGCUGCAAUUACACAUGAAGGACAUUAUGUCUGUUGCGUUGCAAAGGAAGUGGAUGAACCAUGUCCCAAUUUCAUUGUUGUAUAUGAUCUGCAAAGUGGGACAUUGUUCAAAAAAUGGAAACCAGGUGUAAAUACAGUUUCCCUUGACAUUUCUUCUCGAGAUGGCUGUGUUAUCAGUGGGCUAGAGGAUGCAAGGAUUCUAGUCUGGGACCUAAUCACAGGAAAUUGCCGGUGGUGUUUGUGCGGGCACACUGCCCCGGUCAACUUCUUGCGACUUGAUUUCCAUGGGGGUUCAUUUCUCUCAGCAGACUCAAUCUGUAGAGACCGAUCACUCCGACUUUGGGACCUCAAUAAAGGUGAGCUGCUGGCAGUGUACACACCCGAACGUCCUGUGACGUCAAGUGAGGUGACAAGUGGGGGGCACUCAGUGGUACUAGCCCUGCGUGGUCGUUCGCACAUCACCACACUACAGUUACGUGGUCCACAAGUAGGUAACUCUGUAGGCAGUGAACACCGCUGCUAUGGGCGCCCUGAAAAUACAGGUAAAACCUUUGACUUGCGUGAUGAACCACGGGCAGCAGAAAGGUGACAGAAGAGAAGAGGAUCAUAUCUUUGUAAUGGAUGAAAACAGGAAAUAGAAAUGACCUCAUUACAGGAUUUGGGUCUGUGGCAAUAUGAUGGAUCAGAAAUGUAAGAAAUGUUUAUUACAUUUUCCCUGUUACCUUUUAAAAUGUAUUGCUGUCAUAAUGCAGAAACUACACAUCCAUCCCAUUACUGCCCCAAAUUAUAAUUCUUUCUUUUCCAGCUCUGAUGAGGUCAUACAUGUUAAAACCAUUUUUAUUACAGAUAAAAUGUUUUCAUAAAUAGCUGUUCAUAAAUAUUUAACAGAGGUGGACAGAUUUUUCUUAAUGAUUCCAGACCAUUCUCAUGCUUUAAAAGUGAAAAUAUCUCACAUACUCGUAAAUUGACCACUGUAGCUUGAUAUACCUAACAAUACUCCAGAGUCUUUGUCUCUGAAUCCUAUUUUGAAUGAUAAAAAUUCACUCAUAAGCCACGAUUUGCCCACCUCUGUGCUGAGGGAUACUUUAUAAAUUAAGUAAUGAAUGGAUGCUGGGAAAUUAUGUUUCAAUGUUUGCCAGUGCUGUGCUGGUAGUGCUCCACUCUAAUCAUAAGUUUGGACUCACACCUAAAAACCACAAAAUAGUGUUCAAUAAUAAGUCAAAAGAUGUUUGGACUAAGUGAGAGUCAUGAUGUUUAAAAUGAUCAGUACAUUUGAAGUGAAAAAAUUUAAUUUGUAAUAUGUUUUUCAUGCUUUUAUUAUAAAAUAGUUUUGUGAUUACAUAUGUAUGUUGGCAGUGGUAUCUUCUUCCAUAAAUAUUCCUGUUAUUAAAUUUGUAUACCCAUAUUGGAAUGUUUUUUUUUUUUAUCUUGUAGUUACUGUUGCAGCUAUUGUUAAUCACAGGCAAUACGGAAUCUGAGAUGUUCUUGUGUCUAUACUGUUUUUAUGAUGUUCUCUUGUCCCCCCUCCUCACUGCUUUGAAUAAGAAAGACCUGUACCCAAAUAAACCCCAGGUAGAGACAGCUGACCCAUCUAAUAUAGUUGACUAAGGAAUGCUAGAUGUGAAUAUUUUUAACUCAGAUGGGUAUGUAUUCUGAGAUGUGAAGAAAGAAGGAAAAAGGGAAUGUAUAUGUAUGCUUCUGAACAUUUUGUUUCUAAAAGAUGCACGCUACAUUACUGUUGGAUUUAGUAAAUUACAUUAAAUAUGACUAUAGAAAGGUUAGAAGGAAAAUCCAAAUUAAAUCCUAUGCACUGCAGUGCAAAGAUUAGUUGUAAUGUCCAAAAUAACAACCAGUUACCUAACAAACUUUUUACCCUGUGUUUUCACAUUAUAUGCUGCCCAAAAUAUAAAUUAGUCAUAUAUCUAUAUAAAAUUAGAAGACUUCCUCUAUAGAAUGCUUAUGCUACUAGGUUUGAUUAACAUAAUAUGACUUUGCCAUUUUAAAGAAGUUGUUCCUGUAAAAGUUCCACAAUCUGGUUUCCUCACAACCAUUGUAAAUGACUUCAAUUCUUUUGUUUAUUGAAUGAGCCUGAAGCAAGCAGGAAAAAAUGAAAUUAUGCUGUCAUUUUUAAGUUUAAGGUCUUUCAUCAUCUGUCAUGAUGUCAUGCUGUCAUCUUUGUAUUUAGUAUAAAUAUAAAUAUGAAGAAGAAAAUUUCUUACAGUUUUAGAACGUGAGUUCCAAAUUUUAACAUUAUAGCUAAAUCCUGUUUUCUUAUUAUGACCACUCAGAAAAAACUGUACUUUAAUUCUAGUAACUGAAGAGAUUUUUAACUGUGGUGAAAAUUUAAUUAUGUAUUUGUACAUAUUGGUGUGUUUGAGCUUAUACACAUGCUCUUGUACUCAUACUAUCAGACAUAAUGUUAUCUUGAUAAAUAUACUCUGUAGAUAAUAUUAUAUUUUAGCGUCCUGUUGCACUGAUUUAAGUCCAUGAUUUAUUUCAC
Molecule: messenger RNA, 6914 nt
Organism: Cryptotermes secundus
Lineage: Eukaryota; Metazoa; Arthropoda; Insecta; Blattodea; Kalotermitidae
Product: NACHT and WD repeat domain-containing protein 2
Exons: 25
Coding region: 639-5003 (1454 amino acids)
Molecular function (GO): protein binding; nitrogenase activity; nucleic acid binding
Source: RefSeq, a predicted model, not a curated record